Camelina sativa (false flax) is the source of this 2147-nucleotide messenger RNA. RefSeq lists its product as uncharacterized. Lineage: Eukaryota; Viridiplantae; Streptophyta; Magnoliopsida; Brassicales; Brassicaceae. Gene Ontology annotation, molecular function: cysteine-type peptidase activity. The record is from RefSeq and is a predicted model, not a curated record. Gene Ontology annotation, biological process: proteolysis.
ACAAACAAACAAACAAAAACCCUCGGAUCCUUUCUCAAAACCCUAAUUGUUCCUUCAUCUAAGCUCUCUUCAUUUCUCCUUCUCUUUUCUUCAUUCUUACAGAUCUGUAGAGAUGAGAAGAACCACACCCAAAUCAAGAGGAAAAGCUCAUGUAACUGACAUGACUCCUUCUGAACGUCCCAAGGAUUUACCUGAAAAUUUCCCUAUAGAAUUUUCCUGGGAACUACCCCAAAAGAAUAAAAUGGUUUUGCUGGAAAUCAUUCAUCAAGGUUCUAUGGGAUAUUGUUGGACUAUCAGCUACAAUAGAAUGAUAGGUGCUCACUUAUACAUUCAUGGUAAAGUGAGGGUACUUUUGAGACUAUCGGCCAAGCAUUUAUAUGCACAUAUAAAGGAAAAGUUCUCCAAUGGGUUUUUAAAAAACUACAAUGGUCUAAAGAUUUUUCUCAAAGAUGAUGGUUUAAUAAGAGAGGAAGACUGUAAGUGCGUUUUGGUAAAUCGUGAAGGAGAAUAUAGCAGUUUGGCAUGUGACAAAGUGAAGGGUAGAAAGACCUUCAAAAUUCUGGAAUUCAAGGUUGUGGAAGGAAAAAAUAUUGAUGAAACAGAAAUCAUUCGUUUGUUGAAGACCAUUGGACUGAUAGCUGUCGAGAUUGAAGUCACUCAAGCCUAUUCAACCGAUUAUGUGGAUAUGUAUUAUGGGGCACCCAAAAACUCGCUCAAAUACAACCACAUCGUGUUACUAACUAAAUAUGCAACCGACUCGAAUGGAAUUUCAUACUUUUAAGUAUCAAAACACAUGGGGACGUAAAUGGGGAGAAGAUGGUUAUGGGAAAUUCGCAAGGAGAAUUAGCCUGCCUCCGGGGAGUCCAUCCCUCAUUAAGUCAUAUAUGUACCCUGUGCUUCUUGACGAAGUCAUCGAUGUGUAAGAGUGAGAAGUGAGAACCGCUAGUAAGUAUGUAGUUUUGUCCCAAAAAUUAUUUAUUUAAUUUACUAGAUUGGUAUUGUAUGAUAUGAGUACUAGCGAAAACAUUAAUAGGUUGCAAGAAUGAAUUUAUAUAUAUGAGAUUGAUUAAAUGUAUGCGAUGGGUCAUUAAAUGUAUGCGAAAACAUUAUGUAUGCGAUGGGUCAUUAAUUGGCACAAACAAAACAAUAAGGCCAAACGCAAAUAGUUAAAAACCUAGAGGGACUGCAGUCCAAUUUAUAAAGGGGAGUAGCUGAAUGCCUGAAUCUUAUCUUUUGGUUUGAUAUCCCUCUCCAUUCACUUGCCGAAAAAAAUUAUAGGGCUAGGGUUCUUGUAUUUUUGUUCAUAAAACACGCAAAGCUCCUUAGUUCGAUGGCGGAUGAUUUUCCAGAUUGGAGAACGAUGGUGCAUCCUGUAUAUUUGCUAUACAGGGAAGGUGAGUUUUCUCGGGAAAUCUAUUAUCCUUCUAUAAGACGCUGUGCGGAUGAAGACAAGGUAUCGGCGGAGGAAGAGUAUCGCAUCUUAAGGGAACAAGUCCAUGAGUCCGAGGGGUUUGACAUAGAUUUCACCAAGUUCCGCUGCGCUUUCAAUUACCUACCUGUUGAUCUCGAUGGAGACGACGUGUUUGGUGGUCCAGGAACCAACCGAGACUUUAUGGACAGGCUGUCUCUGGGUUCCCUAGAGAGUUUCAAUGAUCUUCACAGUACAAAUUAUGAAUUUGUCAAGGUUAUCAAAGUCAAUCAUCACUUAUCUGCUGGCAUGAUGUUUUACAUUACCUUUCAAGCUAAGCUGCCCUCCGAUGAUGUCUCUAAAGAGUUCCAAGCCAGGCUCUGCUAUUGCAGUCGUACCCCCGAUUAUAUCUCAUGCCAACUCAAACCUGAGAAAAGAGUCCACUCCAUUGAGGCUGCAGAUAAAGAAGAUCCCAAGAAACCAAGAUUGACUUGAGUGGAGCCAUCUAAUGUCUAAUACUGGAUCAGACGCAAGCACUCUUGUGAUAAAUUGACCGAGUCUAUGGUUAUGUAAUGACACUUGCUACUACUACCCUUUUGCUAUUUCCCCUGUUCGUUUCUUGUCUUUAGAAUCCCAAGUUCUCAUCAGACGCUUAUCUUAUCUUAUUAUAUUUUAAUCAAUGUAUUGACGGAGUCUAUGAUAUGUAAUGAUGACACUUGCUACUACUACCCUUACUAUU